UAUUUAUUUGAAUUAAAUAAUUAUACGCAAGAAUUGUUAAACUGUUAAACUGCUGUGCUGUCAACUGUGAAAUCGCUCAAUAAAGCCGCCACUUAAUGAACCUUCCACACACACACACACAGAUACUAUGCCAUAGUGCGUCCCCUGGAAUAUCCACUGAAUAUGACGCAUCGCACAGUCUGCUUUAUGCUCGCCAAUGUAUGGAUACUGCCGGCGCUUAUAUCGUUCACGCCCAUUUUCCUGGGCUGGUACACAACGGAGGAGCACUUGCGGGAGGUCUCGCUGCAUCCGGAUCAAUGCACGUUUGUGGUGAACAAAGCCUAUGCGCUCAUCUCCAGCUCGGUGAGCUUCUGGAUACCGGGCAUUGUCAUGCUGGUUAUGUAUUGGCGCAUCUUUAAAGAGGCUGUGCGUCAGCGCAAGGCAUUAAGCCGCACCAGUUCCAAUAUAUUGCUGAACAGCGUGCACAUGGGACACACUCAGCAGCCCACCAAUCUGAGCUAUUUGCAUCCCAGCGACUGCGAUCUGAAUGCCAAAUCCCCGGGGAGGGAGGAGUCCACAAGUGCGCUCAGCAAUUUGGAGGAUAUGCUGCAGACAGCUACGGAUGAGGACGACGAUAAGGAUGAGUGCGAUGAGCUGCGCGUGCCCUCGCCGCCGCCGCGACGUCUCAGUCGCAGCAGCAUCGAUCUGCGUGACCUGGAGCAGGAGCGCUACGAGAAGGUCACGCAUACGGACAGCGCCCCCUCCAUGAUGGCGUUGAGUGCAGGCCAGCAGCAGGUCACAGUGCCGCCCUUUAAUCCGCAAAUCUGGGCCGAGACGCUUACGGCAGCAGCGGCAACAAAGACGACGCCACACGCAGCUGCGGCGGGGCUGCUGCAGCAGCAGCAGAGCCUGACAAGCGGCAGCGGCAACAGCGAACCCGAGCCAGAGUCCACGGCUUAUCGCGUGUUUGGCCUGAAUAGCGAUGAGAGCGAGACCACGGACCACUAUGACACGCACUUGCCGCUGGCUGAGGACAACAAGGAGCUCAAACGACUCAUCGACGACAACUACUUGUAUUACAAGAAGCAAACGGGCGCGGGUGGCGGCGUGCCAAGCGCCUCCAGUGGCAAAUAUGCAGCGCUAAGCGAAUCCGAUUUCAUACGAUUGAAGGCGGGCGCGGCAGCAAGUGGGCGCAAAGCUUUUGCGGCCAGCGACUCGGAGUUCUUGCGCACCAUUAGCGAGGCCAAGGCGGGUCAAGAGCCAGUGCAGCUGCCAGGCAAAGAGAAGGGCUUCAAUCUGCUGGCGCUGCUGGCCAAAACCAAACGCUCCAGCGCCGAAUGCUUCGCCCUCGAGCGUAAACGUGCGCAGGCCAACUCGGAGGGCUCCAGUUUCUUUCGCCGCUCACGCAAUCGCAAGCUGUCACGCAGCUACAAUGGCAAGCUAGAGCAGCGUGCUCGCCAGCACAGCGAUACGGAUGCCACGCUCAACAAGCCGGACAUCCUGCUGGACAUAAAUGUACUGAGCGAGCAGAGUGCGGCAAGCGCAACGGAUGAGCAGCUGCUGAAGCAACUGAGCGAUGGCCUGCAGCUCAUAGACUUUAAUAGCGAAGCCUCGACGGGCGUUGUGGUGGGCGUAAGUGGCGAUGAGCUUGCCCAGCUGGCCGACUGCUUUGCUGUGGAGUCGCCCAAGCAGCCGGCUACGCCACCGCCCUCGUUGUCGCCGCCAGAGCUGCCCGAACAGAAUGGCAUGCUGAUAACGAAUAGCUCGGAGCUGGCGGAAAUCUUUCGCUCGUUAAGCUUUCCGCUGGGCGAGCAGUCCGUCAGGCGUCAGGCGCCGCAGCGCAUGAGCACCCUAAGCGAUCAGGUGUGCGCCAAUUAUCUGAUGUCCCCACCGAAUACGCCGGCAGCUGUGGCCAAUCCCGCCCAGACGGCUGCCAUUAAUGUGUACUUCCUGUCGCCGCCGCCGCAUGCUGGCGGCUAUACGCCCAGUGAUGCCUCCACCGUGUCGCUGGACGUGGUCACUACACUGCCGGUGCCGCAGCAGCAGCAGCAAACCCCAGAGCAGCAACAACAAACAGCCAACAUAUCACCCAAGCCCGAAAUUAUACUCGACUCAACGCUUUCCUCCGUCGAUGGCAGCAACGAUGUACACGAGCCGCACAAGGACAUUACCUCGCCGCUACUGAAGCGCAAAGAUAGCAACCAACUGGAGGCGGAUGUGAAUGCUUCCGCUGCUCGUCAACACUGCAGCCUCAUGACAGGCUACGAGGGCAUUCAAACAGUGCGCAAGCGACAGGCCUCUGUGGUCACCUACGAUGUGAACGUCAUCAAUUUCUCGCAAGAGCACAGCGACAGUCGCAGCUACAUACCGAUGGGUCGAGUCUCCACCAGCUCUGCAAAGCCAGAAUUUUCCAAUAAAUCCUCGCUAAUACGACGCGGUGGCAUCUGCAUUUUUGUGGAUGAGGAAGAGGCCGAGACCAUUGAGCAAAAGCCACGCGGCAUUAAGUUUGCCCCAGUCGCCAGUCCGCUGCCCAAAUGUCCACUCUGUGGUGUCGACAUUACAACUAUUAACAACACGACCACCACCACCACCAAUAUCACAACCACUGACACCACCAACAACACAAAUCUAAAUGCAAGUAGAAAAAAUAGUAGUCACGAUCAAGAUCAAGCUCCGGCGACGGAGGCUGAAACAACGCGCACGCGCUUACGCUUUUGGCACAAUCGUACGGCGGCGAUUUCAGCAUGCUGGCGACAGAGCAAGAAUCGGAAGCGACGCCGCAAAGCCGGAUGUAGUCACUGUGGUGCAACCGGCGGCUCAGUGCGUCCCGCCAAGGGCUGGAAGGCUGAGCACAAGGCCGCUCGCACUUUGGGCAUCAUAAUGGGCGUUUUCCUACUUUGCUGGCUCCCCUUUUUCCUCUGGUACGUCAUCACCUCGCUCUGCGGUGCCGCCUGCCCCUGUCCGGAUGUGCUGGUGGUGGUGCUCUUUUGGAUUGGCUACUUCAACUCGACGCUCAAUCCGCUCAUCUAUGCGUACUUCAAUCGAGACUUUCGCGAUGCCUUUCGCAAUACGCUGGAGUGUGUGCUGCCCUGUCUGGAGAAACGCAAUCCCUAUAAUGCUUACUAUGUCUAGAUUCUAUAACUAAGCAUACCUAUAUACCAUACAUAUACAUAAAUGUAACUCUAUAAAUAUUGCUAAACAACGCCAGUGUAAGUGAUACUCUAUAUGCAGUAACAAAGCUAAAUGUCGAAGCCUUUGAGCUAAGCAAUACUCAAUGUGUGUUUAUUAAGUAUACGUACAACUAUUUGUAAACCAACGCUAACCGUAGUGCGUACUAACAUACAUGCUUACAAUAUGUGUAAUUAUGUCUACGAAAAAUAUACGUAAAAUCCAAAACUGGAUAUAUCUGUGUCCCUAGCACUAAGUUAAAAUCGUUUUUCAUGUUCGAAGCAAUUAGUAACCCACUAAAAAGAGUGAACGAAACUAUAGUAAACAUUUUAAGCAAACUUCGUUGGAGCGAAGUUAUUGUACUUUUUCCUUAUAAAACUAAUCACGUUUUGUAUACCAGAGAGGUUGUUUGCUGGCUAAGCUUGUCUUUUUAAGUUGGAAAGUUGGAAAUUAAAGCAAUUGUUAAUGUCUUGGAAAGAGUAUAAACACAAUGCUAGCUUUUGUGUUUACUAAAUAUUACAAUUACCUAUGUAUACUGUUUAAACUGUAAGCUAAGCAAAUUUAUGCAAUCCAAAUUCAAUUGUCUGCAGUACAAUCUAUAUGUUAAAUUGUCAGCUAGUCGGAAAAAUUAGUUUAGUUAUUUUCAUACUUGAUUUGAAGCUACUUUUGUGAUAUUUAGAGAAAUUAAAUUGUUUAGUUAAAGUUUUGUUUAACGGACAACGGAA
Messenger RNA from Drosophila busckii, 3872 nucleotides. It is a transcript of the gene Octbeta3R, whose product is annotated as octopamine receptor beta-3R. Gene Ontology annotation, biological process: adenylate cyclase-activating adrenergic receptor signaling pathway. Lineage: Eukaryota; Metazoa; Arthropoda; Insecta; Diptera; Drosophilidae. Gene Ontology annotation, cellular component: membrane. The record is from RefSeq and is a predicted model, not a curated record. Bases 163 to 3111 code for a protein of 982 amino acids. The transcript has 6 exons. Gene Ontology annotation, molecular function: octopamine receptor activity.